Peromyscus californicus insignis is the source of this 3668-nucleotide messenger RNA. RefSeq names its product dendrin (gene Ddn). Lineage: Eukaryota; Metazoa; Chordata; Mammalia; Rodentia; Cricetidae. The record is from RefSeq and is a predicted model, not a curated record.
CCGGGGUGGGGUGGGGCAGGAUGCUGGAUGGCCCGUUAUUCUCCGAGGGGCCCGACAGCCCCCGGGAUCUCCAGGAUGAGGAGUCGGGCAGCUGCCUCUGGGUGCAGAAGUCCAAGCUGUUGGUGAUUGAAGUCAAGACUAUUUCCUGUCAUUACAGUGGUCGCGUCCCUUCUCGACAGUCCAUGGACAUCCAGGCCAGCUACUGGGCCCGUGGGCCCCAGAGCCGCACGUGUAGGCUGCGCCCGGGAUCCCCGGAGCCGCCACCCCGCCGACCCUGGGCCACCAGGGUGCUGCAGGAGGCGACCAACUGGCGGGCGGGGCCCCUCGCCGAGGUCCGAGCCCGGGAACAAGAGAAAAGGAAAGCGGCGUCGCAGGAGCGGGAGGCCAAGGAGACCGAGAGAAAAAGGCGCAAGGCUGGCGGGGCCCGACGGAGUCCCCUAGGUCAGCCCCGCCCAGAGCCCCGGAACGCCCUUCGGGCGGCCCAACCAACCGGGUUCCCAGUUUUCUCCAGACCUGAGCGCUUCGGGCAGGUGGGGCGAGCGCCCCGUCCAUCCGCGCUCCCGCAGAGUGACCCAGGGGUGGCGUGGGCGGGGCCAUGGGGAGGUAGGAGACCAGGGCCCCCUAGCUACGAGGCUCACCUGCUGCUGAGAGGCGCUGCAGGCACGACCCCAAGACGCCGCUGGGACCGGCCGCCACCCUAUGUGGCUCCACCUUCUUACGAAGGCCCCCACAGGACCCUGGGGACUAAGCGAGGCCCCGAGCUCUCCCGGGCGCCCACCUCAUCAGUCCCAGUUCCAGCCACCACCAGGACAGAGGCAGGGCGCACGAAGAAGAGGCUAGAUCCUCGAAUCUACCGGGAUGUUCUAGGGGCUUGGGGUCUCAGACAGGGACGGGGACUCUUAGGAGGAGCUCCAGGCUGUGCAGCGGCCAGAGCCAGGCCAGAGUCCUGCAAAGGGCCGAUAGAGAAAAGCUCGGGCCUAGCUGCUGCUGGCCUGAACAGUGGUGGCGACGGCCAUGCCCAAGCCAAAGCUACUGGCAGUUCAGGCACCGAGGCAGCUCCCGCUGGGUCUACCAUCCGCACCCCGCCAUGUCCUGCUCCCAGGUCCAGGCAGCACCUCAAGGGCUCAAGGGAAGGGAAUGAAAGAAGUGAAUGUAUUUGGCUUCCCAAGUCUUGGCUUUCCUCCCCUAAGAAGCCUCCAGUUAGACACAGCCAGACUCUCCCCAGACCCUGGGCUCCCGGAGGCACCGGGUGGAGAGAGUCCCUGGGUCAAAGAGAGGGGACAGAGCAUGAAACCCUGGACGUCUGGAAGGCGACCCGCCGCGCCCACACCCUGCCCCGCAGUUCCCGAGGCCCCUCUGGUAGAGAAGGCAUCUUUGUCAUUGACGCCACGUGCGUGGUGAUAAAGUCCCAGUAUGUUCCGACCCCUCGCACCCAGCAGGUGCAGCUCUUGCCCUCUGGGGAGCCGUGCAUUGUGAGCGACAGCCCCGGGCAACCCCAGCCCUGCCACGAGGAGGGCGAGGGGGUCAAGGCCAAUCCCUCAGCUUGCCAGAAGCUGCCGGUGAGCAGUCGUAUCUUAAACCAGCCGGGCGGGGGGCGCGAGUGCGAAGCUGAGGGCGGAGAGCAGGGGGAUUCUUCCCUGGAGGACCGCGCCUCCCGCGUUUUAGGGUUCCCUGUCGGCGGCGAAGCGAACCUGCGAGACGCCCCCACGCAGCCAGGUAGCCCUGAGCACCCGGCCUUGGGCCCAGCGGCUCCGGGCUGCGCGGGCGGCGGGAAGAGCUCGGAAGCGGCCGGGGUCCUGCGGCGCACGGGCGGGGGCUGGCCGCGGACUCCAGGACCCUACGCCGGGGCGUUGCGGGAAGCCGUGUCCCGCAUCCGCCGCCACACCGCCCCGGAUUCGGACUCGGACGAAGCCGAGGAGCUCAGCGUCCAUAGUGGCUCCUCUGAUGGAAGCGACACGGACGCCCCAGGCGCCUCCUGGCGGAAUGAGAGGACCCUGCCUGCGGGUGGAAACACCCGGCCCAGGGAAGGCGGGAAGACAGCCGGGCUGAGCGACCGUAUCCGGGAGACUCCAGAUGUCAUCGGUCAAACCGAGGAAGGCCUCUUCGGAGAGGACACCAGGAAAACGCCACAGGGGAAGCGAGAGAGAGAGUGAGCAGCGAUGCCCCUUUUCGUUCUCGCGUGGCUCGGCCCAUCCAUCCUUGGGCUCACCGUUCUCCUUUGCUCUCUACAGGCUUCGUUUGCUUCCCGUUUCUCCUUUCCCCACCUGUACCUGUUCCCACACUUGAAACAGAGGAAAGGAAAGAGAGGCGAGGCAGCCAUCGCCAAUCCAAGGGUUAGUUAGCUUCAGGGGAGAUGAGGGUAGGAUUCAACACCUGCUACAUUCGGGCGCUGCUGGCAAGCGAGCGGAGAGACAAGCCGAAGGGCAGGGACGGUGGCAGGCAUGAGGAAGCGAUGGUCAGGUCAGGGUCCCUAGCAGGAGAGAAAGAAGUCAUGGAGAGGCCUUGAGCCUAGUGACUGAGUGAUCAGGUGACAGGGGAGCUUUUGGCAGAGAAGGAAUGGAUGCACACACAACCAGCAAACCGGGCGAGGGCUGUCUUGGAUGUUGUAACUCUGCCACUGACUUGCUGGUGGACCUUAGGCUAACUGCUUUUGCACCCGAGCAUCCCGGAUUCCUGCAAAUGUAAAAUGAGCGAUUUCUGCCGCCCUGUUCUUCGGUCCCUGGGAAUUGGGGAAUAAGUGAAUAGAAUUUGAGGGCUCUUACCCACUUCACUCCUCCGCAGCGCGGAGGAAGACGGUCAAGGUUUUUCAGACUUAAAUGGACCAAGGGCUUCUAUCCCACCUUCCCAAGUUUAGGUGAGUGCUCCCCAAGGCAGAGCAGGAUCACCCCGGCCGGCCCUGUCACUGCCUCUGGCCUGUGGUGGACCAAGCUGGAGAGGGAAGGCAGCCAAUGAAUCAGCUUGGGACACUUUUAGGCCUUCCGCCUUUCCUCCCUCUCCGUGUCCUUCGUGAUGCUCUGAAGUGUCACCGGGAUUUCGCACGCCGCCGACGGUGUCGCCCACCUGAUAGGACCCCUCCCUGACAGUUUCUGCCCCUCUCCCGGAGAACAGCCAGGCCAAGGGGAAUGAGGGGCUGAUCUUCAGCAGCCGGUGCGGGGUGUGAUACUCGCUGGAGCCACUACGGGGCGCGCGCAGGUCGCGGAUUCCCCCGGUUGCUGGUGCUCGAGUGCCGCCCCUACACCAGCCGCACGGCCAGUUUUCGGGGUCCCUAGUCCCCCGGCGCCGGUUUCCCGCCUUGACACCUCCGAGCCUCCGCGCGCGGGGCCGGGAGCAGGCCUCCGGUCUCCCAGACCUCUGGGGCGCGCCGAGCCCUUCUUCGUAUUCAUCCACGCCGCCGCCGCCGACAGGCUUAAGACUGACGUUUAAGUCUUUUUUUUUUUUUUUUUUUUUUUUUCCUUUCCAACCUUGGGCACUUCCUCCGUGUCUGCCAUUGACUAGCCAUGUGACCUUUGGCCAAAUCACUUCACCUCCCUGAGCCUCAGUCUCCUCAUCUGUCAAAUGGGGGUUUAUAAACACCUACCUCGCAGGGUUGUUGUGAGGAUUUAAUGCGGUAAUGUAUAUAAGGCGCCGGGCACAUAGUCGGUGCCCAAUAAAUCUACUCCUCCCCUUUA